AUGGGCGUGUCCAGAGCGUGCCACUUCGGCCUGCUGGCCGUGUCGCUGGCGCUCAGCUGCGUCGGCCUCGUGCUCGUCGUGCUGCUGGCCGAGGAGAUGUCGUACCUCUUCUGCAUCCUCGGCGCCGCCAUGACGCUUCUCGCCUUCGUCCUCGUCCUCGCGCUGCUGUGGCCGCCCGUGUGCGGGCGCUCGCGCAGCACCUCGGUGCGCAAGUGGUGGGCCGGCAGCAGCGCCGGGCAGCCGCGGUACCCGCACGGCGCCUCCGACGUCGAGCUGCUGCCCUCCAAGGGCCGCAGCUCGCGGCCCGCUCCGGCGCUCGGCUACGUGCGUGCCGCCACGGUGCUGCUGCCGUGCAUCACGCUCGCCGCACUCGGCGUGCUCCUCACGCGCGCCCUGCGCCUCGACUACCGCCGCGAGGCCGUCGUGCCGGGCGCGGACCCCGAUUACGAGUGGUCGCUCGACACGCUCGGCCUGCGCGGCCUGCGCCGCUGGCACAGCCUGGCGCUGGGCCUCUCCGUCGUGACGUGGCUCAACGCCGCCGCCUGUCUGCUGGCGGCCGUGGCGUGCGUCGCGACGGUGCUGCUGGAGAAGCGCGCCCAGCGGCGCACCGACACGCAGCGCUUCCUCAAGGCGACGUCCAUCGCCGGCGCCUCGAGCACCGAGCGCGAGGCGCCGGCGCCGUACCGCGAUGCGCCGCCGUCGCCGCUGCUGCCGCCCCCGUCCUCGUCGGACCACGGCAGCCGGCACACCGGCACGCCGGCGCCGCGCCGCUCGCUGCUGGCGCCGCGCGAGAGCGACGAGGAGCGCACGACGACCGACGACGACCUCGUCAGCGCGCGCUCGCACGCCUCCAAGUCGCCUGACCACGACGACGCCGCGCCCGCCGGCCUGGCGCACCCGCUGCAGCAGCACGACGACGACGAGGUGUAUGCGGCGCGGCCGCACUCGCCCACGCUGGCCAAUGCGGCGCCGGGCCAGGCCUUCUGAACGACGCUUCCCUUUACGAUGUACG
Messenger RNA from Tilletiopsis washingtonensis, 1012 nucleotides. RefSeq lists its product as hypothetical. NCBI's taxonomy places the organism in Eukaryota, Fungi, Basidiomycota, Exobasidiomycetes, Entylomatales. Bases 1 to 987 code for a protein of 328 amino acids. The record is from RefSeq and is a predicted model, not a curated record. The transcript is spliced from 3 exons.